AUGAAUACUGUGCUCGAGAGCACUGGCCUAGGGAAUACUAUUGGUCUUUUGAGACGAGAGCCGCCGUGCUCUCGUUGUCGACAGAAAAAAAUCAAAUGCGAUAAGCAGUUACCCUGUGACCAAUGCAAGAGACUCGGUUGUUAUUGUUCAUACGAUGAAACACAUGCAAACCUAAGAGAAGUCGACAAAUGCAUCGAGCUACAAGAGCGUAUAGCACAGCUUGAGGCGCAAUUAAAGGCUGUGACCUCGGGGCUCCCCACUGCCCCGCUAGAGGGCGAUAGGAACGCAGCCAGCACUGCAGAACUGCCCCGCCAAACUCCGCUCGACUGUAGCUGCGGCCGUCAGAUCUUCAACUCUAGCUUCUCAAUCCACUAUGAUUCCGCCGUUCACUGGAUAGACCUGUUUCCAAAUCUCCGGGAGACCUAUUUCCAAGUCUUGGCUGACCUGGAAUCCACAGCAAACCAGAAGAUGAGAUAUCCCUUUCUCAUCGAAGAUGGUUUGAACGAUGAUUUGCUCCUGGCCAAGUAUUAUCCGUCUCCAGAUGAAGCCUCUCGGUUGACUAUGCUAUUCUUCGACAAUGUUCACUCAUUCGUUUGCAUUCUUAACAAAAAUGCCUUUAUGCGCGAUCUAUGUAGAUACCACGUGGGGAAGCACCCACAGCGGGAACUCGCAGAGGCUUUACAUUUCUCAGUCUUUGGAUUAGCCAUCAUAUCACUGAAAUCAGAAGAUGCACUCAAUAUAUUUGGAUUCGAUAAAGAACGAUUGCUGGAUAAAUACCAAGAAGCCCAGGAACUCGCCCUUCACAGGAUCUUUCUAUUUGAACGAGGAUCUUGCCGAACUGCUACUUUGCUGUUGAGUUUGGCGGUUCGCAUUGCUCAACACAUGGGUCUCCACAAGGAUCCCACCUGGUUCGAUUAUUCUCCGUGGGUAUGCGAAUGGCGACGGAGAUUGUGGAAUCAUGUCAUUUUACUUGAUCAAAGGGCCAUUGCGUUGGAAGGCGUGCCAUCCCUGGUCAAUUUUUCUUGGGAUACCCGACUUCCCACAAAUAUAGACGAUGUUGCAUGGAAUACAAGUCCCUUCAUGAAGCCCAGCGAGGUGCCCCAUCCCGCCCUAGGCUUCACGAGUAUGACACCCUCUCUUGUCAAACGACACGUGCUCUCAAUCCUUUGCCCGCUUCGACAGAAUAUUAGGACACGUCCAUAUUCACAGCAACUACGACACAUCGAAGCCGGCUUUCAGGAAAUGGCUCAUUUCUUCAAUCCAGCGGAAUUGGAUAAACAGAUAAACUCGGAUUUCAUGCGAACUUGCGCCGAGAUUGAAUUCGCAUAUUUGCGCCUCAUGGCUGGCCAGGCAGUGGUCAGGUUCAGUAGUGCGACACCUGAAUUUAUGGCCCACUACGGAAGACUUUACAUCGAUUCUAUCUUAGUUCUUGAACAGCAUGCUUACCUUAAAGAUUCUGUCAUCAAUACAGGGUGGCUGUGGUUCCUUCGAAGUUCACCACCCAUUCUUCCUCUUGCAAUAAUCUUGACACAUCUAUCCUCGGAGCCGAUGAAUUUGUAUUCCGAGAGAGCUUGGAUUCAGAUUGACACUUUCUUUGACGAGUAUCAAAUGGAGAGUGGAAUUAUGAAGUCUCCAUCCAUGUCUGCUUUGCAAAAUCUACGAGAGGCCGCCCUGAGGUCAUCAAAGAAAACUUCGAAUCAAUUCCCAGUCGCCAUGCAGAAUAUUCAGUCUCUGCCUCAAGGUAUAGAAAGCACUGAUAUCGAUUUUUCGAUGCUGCCUGUGACAGAGCCUCUAAUGGACGUGUGGGAUUAUUCUGGGUUAGAAGCUCUGCCUUGA
Messenger RNA from Penicillium crustosum, 1836 nucleotides. RefSeq names its product Zn(II)2Cys6 transcription factor. The transcript is spliced from 4 exons. Gene Ontology annotation, biological process: regulation of DNA-templated transcription; DNA-templated transcription. Gene Ontology annotation, molecular function: zinc ion binding; DNA-binding transcription factor activity, RNA polymerase II-specific; DNA binding. NCBI's taxonomy places the organism in Eukaryota, Fungi, Ascomycota, Eurotiomycetes, Eurotiales, Aspergillaceae. The coding region runs from base 1 to 1836 and encodes 611 amino acids. The record is from RefSeq and is a predicted model, not a curated record.